This is a messenger RNA of Fusarium verticillioides 7600, 195 nucleotides long. RefSeq lists its product as hypothetical. Lineage: Eukaryota; Fungi; Ascomycota; Sordariomycetes; Hypocreales; Nectriaceae. The record is from RefSeq and is a predicted model, not a curated record. The transcript has a single exon. Bases 1 to 195 code for a protein of 64 amino acids.
AUGUCGCGAAAGGGUGAAAAAAGUGAGACAACCAAAAGAAGAAAAAAACGAAGAAGAAAUAGAACAAAGUUAAGUAUUCGCCCCAAAGAGUUACACGAAAAGCGUAGACAUCCAUGUUUUUUUAAUGCUCGGUUCCCAUCAUGCCACGACAGGCAACAUAGUAUAAAAACACGCGUUCUUUUCUUGUCAUCUUGA